Messenger RNA from Hordeum vulgare subsp. vulgare (domesticated barley), 1662 nucleotides. RefSeq names its product purple acid phosphatase 22-like. Lineage: Eukaryota; Viridiplantae; Streptophyta; Magnoliopsida; Poales; Poaceae. The record is from RefSeq and is a predicted model, not a curated record. The coding region runs from base 106 to 1440 and encodes 444 amino acids. The transcript is spliced from 4 exons. Gene Ontology annotation, molecular function: metal ion binding; acid phosphatase activity.
UGGCGGCCGCUGCCAAUGCCACCCCCACACUAUAUGGUCCAUGCACAACGAUGUCGAGCUGAUCCUCCCAGGUGACUUGUAUACCACUCGUGCCACGUCCAGGCUAUGGAGCCAAACAGGAUAACGACGCGUUUCGUACUACUCCUGGUGGUCGGCACGCUGAUCGUCUCGUCCGCCGCCGAGUAUGUCCGGCCUCCACCGGGCCGUGUCAUCCUCACGGAGCACGACAAACCCGCCUCCCACCCUCAACAGGUCCAUCUAUCGGUUGUCGGGGCGAACCAUAUGAGAGUUUCAUGGGUCACAGACGCCAAGCACGGGCACUCGGUGGUGGAGUACGGCAGGGCCUCCGGGAACUACACCUCGUCGGCCACCGGCGAGCACUCCUCGUACCGCUACUACCUCUACUCCUCCGGCAAGAUCCACCACGUCACGAUCGGACCUCUUGAUCCCGACACGGUGUACUACUACCGGUGCGGCAUGGUCGGCGACGAGUUCACCCUCAAGACCCCAACCGCCGCUCUCCCCAUCGAGCUCGCGCUCGCAGGGGACCUUGGGCAGACCGAGUGGACGGCGUCGACGCUGGCCCACGUCAGCAAGACGGACUACGACAUGCUGCUGGUGCCAGGCGACCUCGCCUACGCCGACACCCAGCAGCCGCUGUGGGACACGUUCGGGCGGUUCGUGCAGAAGCACGCGAGCCGGCGGCCGUGGAUGGUCACCGAGGGGAACCACGAGGUGGAGGCCGGGAUGGCGCUCCCGGGCUCGCCCAACCCGUUCCUCGCCUACACCACGCGGUGGCGCAUGCCGCACGAGGAGAGCGGGUCGACGUCCGCGCUCUACUACUCCUUGGACGCGGCCGGGGGCGCCGUCCACGUCGUCAUGCUAGGCUCGUACGCCGCCUUCAACUCCACCUCGGAGCAGUACGGGUGGCUGGCGCGCGACCUCGCCCGGGUCGACCGGCGCGCGACUCCGUGGCUCGUCGUGCUGCUGCACGCCCCGUGGUACAACACCAACGCGGCGCACGCCGGCGAGGGGGAGGCCAUGAGGAAGGCGAUGGAGCGCCUACUCUACGAGGCCCGCGUCGACGUCGUCUUCUCCGGCCACGUCCACGCCUACGAACGCUUCACAAGGGUCUAUGACAACGAGGCGAACCCGUGCGGGCCGGUGCACAUCACAAUCGGCGACGGCGGGAACAGAGAAGGGCUUGCAUUCGAUUUUCAGAAGAAUCAUAAGUUGGCUCGGCUCUCGUUGAUGAGGGAGGCGAGCUUUGGGCAUGGCCGGCUGAGCGUGGUGAACGCGACCGCGGCGCGCUGGGCAUGGCACCGCAACGACGACGCUGACUCCAUCGUCCGCGACGAGCUCUGGCUGGAGAGCCUGGCCGCCAACGGCGCGUGCCGGCGGACCCAACCCUUCCCUGGUUCUUGGAGCGAUGAAUUGUAGGCUUGCUACAUUGUCAGGUUUACGGGCCCUAACUUCUGUUCUCAAGAUCUUCCAAUUCGGGGAUGCGCAGAAGCGAGGACGCGCGUGGCUGUUUUGACGUAGACCGAAGCAUGCGUGGUAAAAUAUCUCACAAGGAAGCAGAAGUAGUUUUCUUUAUCUUGUAUACUUACCAAUAUGGAGUGAAAUGCAAAAGCCAGCGCAACAGUGAUGGACAUCUUAAAA